UCUACAAGAAAUGGAAACUUGCCUCUCAUCUUUUCAUACCCACGCAUGUUCCUAUAUGUCAUCACCCUACAAACAACAAAAGCCGGCGAUCCCCCGUUGAAAAACGUCGGGUAGUAGUAGGUAGGCAGGUUCGGCCCAAUAAUCGAGUCAAUAAAACAACACGCCUUUUUUUUGUUCGUUGUAAAUCACAAAGCUUUCUCGCGGGGCCCCACCGCUCAGUCACUAUUUUCCUUCUCUUCUUCUUCUUCUUCUUCUUCUCCUUCUCCAGUUUAGUCAGCUCCUCCCAUACUCCGCUCUCUCUCUCUCCCCGCUGCAUUGUAACGGCGUCGUUUUAUGGGUACUCUCUCGCAUGCGAUCGCCCCCAGGCUCGCCUCCCCCGCCGUCCACCGCCGCCGUCACGGUAAUGGAAUAUUCUCCUCCUCCGUCUCCUCCUCUUCUCCUUCUUCUCGAAACUCGCGCUCUGCUUCGAGAUUGACGAAGAGGAAGAGCGUGAGAGUCGUCGCCGGAAUCAAGAACAACCGUGACAUCGACUUCAGCGAUCCUGAUUGGAAAUCAAAGUUCCAGAGCGAUUUCGAGAAGCGCUUCGCCAUCCCUCACAUCACCGACGUCUUCCCCGACGCCGUUCCCAUUCCCUCCACCUUCUGCCUCAAGAUGAGAACUCCGGUGAUCGAAGACUUCGCCGGCGGUUAUCCCUCCGACGAGGAGUGGCACGGGUACAUAAAUAACAACGAUCGCGUACUUCUCAAGACUAUAUACUACUCAUCACCUACCUCUGCCGGUGCCGAAUGCAUUGAUCCUAAUUGUACUUGGGUGGAGCAAUGGGUUCAUCGUGCUGGGCCACGAGAAAAGAUAUAUUUUAAACCAGAAGAAGUGAAAGCAGCAAUUGUCACAUGCGGAGGGCUCUGUCCUGGUCUUAAUGAUGUCAUCAGACAGAUUGUCAUUACACUUGAAAUAUAUGGUGUAAAAAAGAUUGUCGGGAUUCCUUAUGGUUAUCGUGGAUUUUCUGAUAAAGAAUUGGCCGAAAUGCCACUAUCAAGGAAGGUGGUUCAAAAUGUUCAUCUUUCUGGUGGAAGCUUGUUAGGAGUUUCACGUGGAGGUCCCAGCGUUAGUGAGAUUGUGGACAAUUUACAGGAAAGAGGGAUCAACAUGCUCUUUGUUUUGGGUGGAAACGGCACACAUGCUGGAGCUGAUGCAAUACACACUGAGUGCCGCAAAAGACAGUUAAGGGUGGCUAUAGUUGGUGUGCCGAAAACCAUAGACAAUGACAUUUUGUUGAUGGACAAAACAUUUGGUUUUGAUACUGCUGUUGAAGAAGCACAGCGAGCAAUAAAUUCAGCAUAUAUUGAGGCACAUAGUGCUUACCAUGGUAUUGGCAUUGUCAAAUUGAUGGGUCGGAGUAGUGGAUUCAUAGCAAUGCAUGCAUCCCUGGCUAGUGGACAAAUUGACAUAUGUUUGAUACCUGAGGUACCUUUUCAAAUACAUGGCCCUCAUGGUAUUCUGCACCAUCUGAAAUACCUGAUUGAAACAAAGGGAUCAGCUGUGGUCUGUGUAGCAGAGGGAGCAGGUCAGAAUUUAAUACAGAAAACUAAUGCUAAAGAUGCAUCGGGAAAUGUUGUAUUUGGGGAUAUUGGAGUACAUAUUCAACAAGAGACAAAGAAACAUUUCAAGGAGCUUGGUGUUCCUGUUGAUGUGAAAUAUAUAGACCCCACUUACAUGAUUCGUGCAUGUCGUGCAAAUGCAUCAGAUGGUAUUCUUUGCGCUGUGCUAGGGCAGAAUGCUGUUCAUGGUGCAUUCGCUGGAUAUAGUGGCAUCACAAUUGGCAUAUGCAACACUCAUUAUGUAUAUCUUCCAAUUCCUGAGGUUAUUUCUCAUUCUCGACUGGUGGAUCCCAACAGUCGAAUGUGGCACCGUUGCCUGACGUCAACAGGCCAGCCAGACUUCAUCUAAUUGUUAAGGCCUCACCACAUUUUUGAGAUAUAUAAGUUCAAAGAGUAAAUUGUUAGGAAAAAUAACCAUCAUCAGAGGAAUCUGGUUUACUUGCUCGCGUCCCGCAUGCUGUAGAAGAAAUAAUACAAAGGAUGGCAUUCACCUGUGCAUUCAAAAUUUAUCAGUGUAUAGCAGAACUGCUUCAGAGCCCUCUUAAUACAUCUGAAAGUUGGAAUCUCAGAACCACCAAGCAAUUGGUGCUUGGUUGAUAAUUU
Messenger RNA from Fragaria vesca subsp. vesca, 2201 nucleotides. Its product is annotated as 6-phosphofructokinase 5, chloroplastic-like. The record is from RefSeq and is a predicted model, not a curated record. The coding region runs from base 334 to 1947 and encodes 537 amino acids. Gene Ontology annotation, cellular component: cytoplasm. Lineage: Eukaryota; Viridiplantae; Streptophyta; Magnoliopsida; Rosales; Rosaceae. Gene Ontology annotation, biological process: glycolytic process; fructose 6-phosphate metabolic process. Gene Ontology annotation, molecular function: 6-phosphofructokinase activity; ATP binding. The transcript has 13 exons.